GUGAGCCGGGCGCUCCGGUUGCACCAGCACGACUGCUGCGCCUUGGUGGAGCAGGCGCUGGACCUGACUGCGAACUUCGCCGAGGUGCCGCACAAGUGCGCCGCCAUCUUCCACCGGGAGUGCCACUUCCAGGCGCUGGUCCUGCACGACAUGGCGCAGGGCCUGGCCCAGACCCCGCCAGCGCGACACUCGGUGGCCUUCUUCGCGAUGCUGGGGGGCCCCGCGUUCGUCAGGGCGCUGCUUGAGUCGCUGAGCCUCUUCCUGCGCGACGCCACCGGCGAGCGCUCGGGCGACCAGAUGUUCCUCUCGCACGCGUGCGCGAUGAUACGGCUCUACGCGCAGACGCUGCUCGCCUACUACUACGCCUUCCAGGCCUCUGCCGAUGAGGUCGAGGCCGUGCUGUCGUUGCUGCUGCACGUGGUCUCGGCGCAGCACGCUCCACCGUCGCAGGGGCCGUCCGUGUCGGACCUGGACCUGAUCCUGCGGGAGGACCACGCCGACAUCAGCGUCAAGCUGUGCCUCGCGCUCGUGUGCAUGUGCCUCCCGCAGGUGAGAGGGGACGAGGGGAAGAUAGACCCCGGCAAGCUGCAGCAGGGCGCGACGCCGACGGGCAUCAGGGUGCAGGACCUGCUCGCGUCGAGGGACGCCGGCGGCCCGCUCGGCCCGAGGGGCGGCAGGACCCCGCUCGGCACGAAGAUGCAGGCGGGCGACUACUGGAACCAGGAGUCGCAGCUCGGGCAGUUCUUGGCCUUCGCCAUCAGCGGCGUGCUGCUGGAGGACGAGCAGGCCUUGCGCAACGGCUACGUGCAUUGGCACACUUUCCACUUCCUGCUCCACGAUAUCCUCCUCUCUGGCACGAUCAUCAGCGACACGUGCACGAGCCACCUCGUGCUGAAGAGCGUGAGCGCCCUGCUCGCCAGAGCGCUGCUGCCCGUCGGCCGCGGGUGGAUGGCGAUCAAGAAAUUGGAGGCAAGGGCUGUGGGUUACGGCAUGCUCGCCCCGGACGUGCUGCAGAUUUCGAUCCUCCAGGUGCUCGGCCGGCUCUGCCGAGUGUGCCCCGGCGCCUGCGACAGCUUCUGGCCGGUGGCGUCGUACUGCACGGACAACUUCCACAUGAGCGCCCCGCAGGUGCCGCGGCUGGCGCCGCUGGCGCCCCCGCUGCUGGCGCUGCUCGGCGCGGGCGCCUUCGUGGGCCCGCGGCCCGCGGAGCGCCCCGCGCGCCGGGGCCCCGGCAGGGGCGCGGCGGCCGAGGAGAGCCCCGAGGCGCUGCGGAGGCAGGCGGAGCAGCUGCGGCUGGAGGCCGAGGCGGAGCGGGCGCUGCUGGACUCGAGGCGCCGGCUCCAGGCGGCGGCCACGGGCGGCGGCGCGGAGGGCGACGGGCGGGAGAGGCUCGGCGAGGAGGCCGCGCGGGUGGCCGAGAAGCUGGAGGCCGCCCGCAAGCAGCUGAGGAAGGCCGAGGCGUUCGCGCUCCCGGAGGCCCCGGCGCUGCGGCUGGAGGUGGCGGCGCUGGAGGAGGAGAGCGCGAAGGUGGCCGCCGCGUUGGCGGCGCCCGGGCCGGAGAGCCGCCCGCCCCGCCGGCGCAGCGCGCGGCGCCGAUGGACCCCGGCAUCGCGGCGGCCGCGCGGGCGGCCAAGGCCUACAAGGAGGAGGCCAAGGUAG
Messenger RNA from Prorocentrum cordatum, 1659 nucleotides. The record is from the annotation of a GenBank genome assembly. Lineage: Eukaryota; Dinophyceae; Prorocentrales; Prorocentraceae.